UUCACUUUCGCCCAUGUGAGUCUUCUCUCUCUUGCUAUUGUGUAGAUUUGUUGUUAAUUUGAACUCCCCUACUCACUCUCUUUAGGUUAUUACCAUUACACUAAAUCUUUAAAACCAAACAGAUUUCAAGAAACACAAAAAAAGAAAAAGAUGCCUCUAAGCAACAACGUAAUAGGUUGCAUAAACUUCAUCGCCGUCCUCCUCUCACUUCCGGUCAUCGGCGCCGGAAUCUGGCUCGCUACCGGAACAGUGAACUCAUGCGUCAAGCUCCUUCAAUGGCCAGUUAUAAUCCUCGGAAUCUUGAUCCUUCUAGUGGGUCUCGCUGGUUUCAUAGGAGGGUUUUGGAGAAUCACUUGGCUUCUCGUUGUUUACUUAAUUGCAAUGCUUAUUCUCAUCGUACUUUUAGGUGUUCUGGUCGGAUUUAUUUACAUGGUUACCAUUAAAGGAUCUGGUCAUCCAGAACCAAGCAGAGCUUAUCUUGAGUAUAGUCUUCAAGACUUCUCUGGUUACUUGCGUCGAAGAGUUCAGAGAUCUUACAAAUGGGAUAGGAUUCGUACUUGUUUAAGUACUACUACCAUUUGUUCCGAACUAAACCAGAGAUUCACUUUGGCUCUAGAUUUCUUCAAUGCUCAUCUUAGUCCCAUUCAAUCUGGUUGCUGCAAGCCCCCAACAAAAUGUGGCUUCACGUUCGUGAACCCUACGUACUGGAUAAGUCCCAUAGAUAUGUCUGCAGACAUGGAUUGUCUACAGUGGAGCAAUGACCAAAACACUUUGUGUUACAGUUGUGAUUCUUGCAAAGCCGGUUUGCUCGCAAACCUCAAGGUAGAUUGGUUAAAAGCGGAUGUUUUUCUCCUUUUGGCGCUUAUCGGUUUAAUAAUCGUUUAUAUAAUCGGCUGCUGCGCGUUCCGAAACGCUGAAACUGAGGAUAUUUUCAGACAGUAUAAGCAGGGUUAUACUUGAUCAGGACAGGAUUAGAAAGUUUAUAAAAUUAUUGGAUUUUCCUGUAUUUUAAAAUGAACUGCCAGAACAUUUGCUUAUAACUGGAAGAAUGUUUUGUGUAUCUCUUUGGUUUGAUGUUUGCAAGACUAUGCAUUUGUUAAUCAGUAUUGUAUCAUAUAUUAUAAAAUGGGAAUUGUGAGAGAGCAUAAGC
Molecule: messenger RNA, 1150 nt
Organism: Eruca vesicaria subsp. sativa (arugula)
Lineage: Eukaryota; Viridiplantae; Streptophyta; Magnoliopsida; Brassicales; Brassicaceae
Source: the annotation of a GenBank genome assembly